GUUCGGGGGGGGGGGGCGCGGCCGUCUCCUACAUUAUUCACAGCGCGGCUCCUUGCUCCUCCUAACUCUAACCUUUGUUUCCGGAUGUGGCUCCUUCUCUUCCGUCCGUCUCCUCUUUCUGUUGGGGAGGGUGCGGGGGAAAUGUCCGAGCUUUAAAUAGUGGGACGGGGGCUAGCAUCGCGUCCUUGCGUUUCUCAUCUUUCCCUUUUUAAGAAGUAGAUCAUUUACUCAUGUUUGCUCGGAAAUAAGGCCAGUAGCUCACCGGUAGAGUGCAUGGUGAAGGUGCUAAGUUCAGUCUUCAGUAUCUCUAGUGACAGGGUCUCAGACCGUUCCCUGGGACUUUGCAGGAAGCACCAUCAGCCACAGUGGACUCAGAAUAGUAGCUUAAUUAUAUGUUCAGUAUCAGUGGGACUUGCCUAGGGUUAUAAACGUAGGGUUCAGUCGAUAAGAGAUGUGUCUUUCGUAGCAGUUUUUUCUGCACCUAAGUUACUUUCCUUUUAUAUGAAACUUCCCAAAGCGCUUGCAAAUACAGAAGACUAUCAGUCCCAAAUAAACAAGCCAAUUCAUCUUAGUUAAUAUGUAGUUUAUUGGGUCAGGGAAUCACAUCAUCUGCCAUCCUCUGAGCAAUUCUGUGGGAGAGGUCAUUGUAUUAUUACUAGUUUACCCUUUGGGAACUGAGGCUGGGGAAUGGAUGAUUUACCCAGUGCUGAGUCACCGAGUCUCUUGUAAUUGAGGAGGAGUUUUAAUUUCAUACUCUCCAGUACAAAGCUACACUGGCUCAUGAUGAGAUUCUGAGAUUGAAAUUAAAUAUUUCAAAGCGCUUGUCUGCCCCUUGGCUUAAGCCAUAUCUGAUCCAAAAGAAUGGGAACAAUUUGAGAUCCUGCUUGAAGAGAAUGCCUGCUGAGAAACCUCAGUCAGAAAACAGCAUUCAAGGAGAGAAUGAUGGUGCCAUUGGGAGUGAUUCAAGUACCACAGGACUAAUGGAAGCUGAACAAGAAGGCAAUUUACCGCCCAGUGCAUGUCAUAUGGGAGACCAUCUGGAAGCUCUUGCCUUUGAAAGCAAGCUAUCUCCAGCAGCAGGUGCUUCUUCUGGAUCACUAAGAAAGGGUCCACUGCUGCUCAUCAACAGGCAGCAAAUCCAGUCUGUGGCACGUGGAGCUCAGGCAGAUGAACUCAAAGGCCUGGAAGUUGUUGUGUAUGACCAGGAUGUGUUAGAACAAGGUGUUCUUCAGCAAGUAGACAAUGCAGUAAAUGAAGCAAACAAGGCAGCGCAAAUUGCCAAUGCAAAAAAAGAAUACCAGUCUGUUUUGGAUGACUUGAGGUCAUGUACAACAUCCUUGAAACAAAUUGCUGCAAUUAUCGAGCAAUUUACUCCUCAGGCUGCCACUAAUAAAGAUAUUAACAGAAAACUAGAUUCUGUGAAGCGGAAAAAACACAACAAGGAGCAACAGUUGAAGAAAAUCGAAGCAAAGCAAAGACGCCUUCAGAUAAUUCUUGGUGAAGAAAUUCCUGAUGGAAUAGAUGGUGCUGUAUUUGAGGAAGCUGGAGGCCCUGGUCCCUCAUCCCUAGGCAGUAUGCUUAUGCCAGCCCAGGAAACUGAAUGGGACCACCUUAUCCGAACUGGUCAGAUGACUCCUUUUGGAACAAAAGUAUUCCAGAAUCAAGAGAGGAAGCCCCGCCGGAUAAUGCUAAAUGAAGCAUCUGGUUUUGAAAAAUAUUUGGCAGAUCAAGCAAAGCUCUCAUUUGGAAGGAAAAGGCCUUCAGUUCAUAGGGGGACCAAGCAGAAAUCACAUUCACAGACAUGUUGGACUAAAGCUCCAGUAUGUCCCCUGAAAGACAAGGGAAGCAAGAGUAAAAGCCUGCCAAAAAUGGAUAACCGCUUGAAGAAGCGCAUGAAAAAGCUUCAGAACCAUGUUCUUAAGAUUCAGGCAAAGGCCAGACUUCCCAAGGACAAUGAGCUACAGGGAGGGGAGGACGGGGAGGACUCUGAAUGCAUGCUUGGGGAAGAAGAAGACCUCAGUAGUCUGGAUGAGGAAGAAGAUUUUUUUCAAGAUGAUGGUGAUGAUGAUUAUGAAGUGAAACCUCUGUCAAGGAGAUUUUCAUUAACGUACGGAUUUCAAGAAGUUAGCGAGGAUGACUUUUUCCCAAGCUCUGAUGAAGAAGAAGAUAAUGUUGCUGGGAAAAGGAGAAUAAAAAAAUGCAGAGAUGAUGGCAAUGAAGAUUGCUAUAAACAAAGAUUAAGGAGGUGGCACAAGCAACAACUAAAAGACAAAAGGGAACAACAGAAUGCCGGGGAAGAUUCUGAUGAUAGUGAUGCUGAAUUUGCUGAGGGUUUUAGAGUUCCAGGGGUUCUUUUCAAGAAGCUUUUCAAGUACCAGCAGACAGGUGUUAGGUGGCUCUGGGAAUUGCACUGCCAGCAGGUGGGAGGAAUUCUGGGAGACGAGAUGGGAUUGGGCAAGACCAUCCAGAUAAUUGCUUUCUUGGCAGGUCUGAGCUAUAGCAAGAUCAGGACUCGUGGUUCAAAUUACAGGAUCGCAGGACUGGGUCCAACAAUGAUUGUGUGUCCAACCACUGUGAUGCAUCAGUGGGUGAAAGAAUUCCAUACUUGGUGGCCUCCAUUUAGAGUUGCAAUUCUACAUGAGACCGGCUCUUACACCAACAAAAAGAUUAAACUUAUUCGGGAAAUUGUAGCGUGUAAUGGCAUUUUGAUAACCUCCUACUCAUAUAUUCGCUUGCUGCAAGAUAACAUCUAUGGCUAUAAUUGGCAUUAUGUGAUUCUAGAUGAGGGACACAAGAUUCGGAAUCCAAAUGCUGCAGUCACAGUUGCUUGCAAACAGUUCUGUACUCCUCAUCGAAUCAUCUUGUCUGGGUCACCUAUGCAAAACAACUUAAAAGAGCUGUGGUCCCUCUUUGACUUUGCAUUUCCAGGAAAACUGGGGACAUUGCCUGUCUUCAUGGAGCAAUUUUCUGUUCCAAUAACCAUGGGAGGCUAUUCCAAUGCCUCUCCAGUUCAGGUAAAAACAGCAUAUAAGUGUGCUUGUGUUUUACGGGACACAAUUAACCCCUAUCUGCUGCGGAGAAUAAAGGCAGAUGUUAAAAUGAGCCUUUCACUACCAGAUAAAAAUGAACAGGUACUUUUUUGCCGUUUGACAGAUGAACAGCACCAAGUAUACAAAAACUUUAUUGAAUCCAAAGAGGUUUAUCAGAUUCUCAGUGGAGACAUGCAGAUUUUCUCUGGAUUGAUAGCCCUGAGAAAGAUCUGCAACCAUCCAGACCUCUUUUCUGGCGGUCCUAAGAUUUUGAAGGGUAUCCCUGAUGAAGAAUUAAAUGAAGAUGACCAUUUUGGAUUCUGGAAACGUUCUGGAAAAAUGAUAGUCAUAGAGUCUCUGCUGAAAAUAUGGCACAAGGAAGGCCAUAGAGUACUUUUCUUUACUCAGUCUCGGCAGAUGCUACACAUUCUAGAAGCAUUUCUAAAGCAGAGAAACUAUUCCUACCUCAAAAUGGAUGGCACCACAACAGUUGCAUCAAGGCAGCCUCUUAUUACAAGAUACAAUGAGGAUAUAUCUAUAUUUAUAUUCCUACUUACUACUCGAGUUGGUGGACUUGGCAUUAACUUGACAGGUGCAGAUAGAGUGAUUAUCUAUGACCCUGACUGGAAUCCCAGCACAGACACCCAGGCUCGUGAACGUGCAUGGAGAAUAGGCCAGACAAAAGAGGUGACUGUGUACAGACUUGUUACUGCUGGUACUAUUGAGGAAAAGAUUUUCCACAGACAAAUCUUCAAACAGUUUCUAACAAACAGAGUGUUGAAAGAUCCAAAGCAAAGGCGCUUUUUCAAAUCAAAUGAUCUCUAUGAACUCUUUACAUUGAGCAGUCCAGAUGGAGCUCAAGGGACUGAAACCAGUGCUAUUUUUGCAGGGACUGGUUCUGAUGUUCCAGCACCAAAAUGGCAGUUGAAGCAUAAAGUUGCAAACCACUCUGAUGCUUCUAAAAGACGGCACCAUCUUGCAGAACAUACCUUACCCACAUGCACCAAUCUGUCAGAUUCCUUCUCAGAAAGACAUGUAAGUUCACAUACUGCAGCAACAGAAGCAGAUGAAACUAUCAAGCUCAGCUCAGAAACAUCCGAAUGGACUUCCAGUCUUCCAAAAGAUAAUGCUAAGAUGAUGGCAGCUGCUCAUAUAGAUUUGUUCACUGGAGUGGAAGAGAAAUGUUUAGAAUCAGGUGAGGGAUCACAGUCCAGAGCACAGCUAGGGAAGAAAGAAGUAUCUGAAAAUAAAGCAUGUUUGAAUUCUUUACCAAUUGGUGACACGAGUGUAAGUAGUGAAAGGCAGCAUAAUCUCAUACAUGAGAAAAAUAGUCAUUCCCGGAAGCAGGAUGGAAAUGAGCAGCUGAAUAAUUAUUGCAACAAGCAUACUUCAAAAACUAAACAUGAAUGCAGUUCAAGGAAGCCCAAAUGUUCUCAAGAUGCCAGGUUUGAGGGUAAGCGAAUUCCUCACCUCGUGAAACACAGAAGGUACCGAAAGGAAAACAAUGAGGAAGAGAAAGAUCCAAAGAGAAUUGAAGACUACGUUUUGGAGAAACUUUUCAAAAAGUCAGGAAUACACAGUGUAAUGAAGCAUGAUGCUAUUAUGGAAGCCUCCAGUCCAGAUUAUGUGCUAGUAGAAGCAGAAGCGAAUCGUGUUGCUCAGGAUGCCCUCAGAGCCUUAAAGAUCUCUCGACAGAGAUACCAUGGAGCUGCUUCUGGUGUUCCUCCUGGUUGUCCAACAAGAGUAAAAAGCAGAUUUGGUCAGAAGAGGAACCCAACGUUGGUGAUGUUGUCUUCCUCCUCCCCAUCUACAGGAAAGAAAUGCAAGGAUGUUGAGAGAGGGAGAGAAGAAAAUAAAAACAAAAGUGUUCCUACUGUUCAUUUUGAUGGAAGAGUGCAAGCAGGAGAGUUUUCUUCAAGUACCCUGGAUUCAUCAUCUCUGCUAGCUAAAAUGAGGGAAAGAAAUCAUCUGAUUGUACCACAGAGAACUGAUAAUCAAACGGAGGAGAAUCUCCAGCAGGCAGGAGUUGCACCCUCUGUAGCAACAGAACAUUACAAGUUACUGAUUGAUGUCCGAAACUUCAUAGCGUUCCAGGCCCAUGUGCCUGGUCAAGCUAGCACGCAGGAAAUACUACAAGAGUUUGAAUCAAAGCUGACUGUGGAACAGUCUUCUGUCUUCCGAGAGCUCCUGAGAAACCUCUGCACUUUUUGUAGGGGGUCAAGUGGGGAAGGACUGUGGAACCUAAAACCAGAGUUUACCUAAUGAAUUCUUUUAGGAUGCAUAGAUCUUAUCAAACACUCAAUUGUCUUUUUACUGUGUUCAUCAUAUGUAAUGAUGCUAUGCUUAAAUACUUCUAUACGCUGUUUUACACAUGCAGUGCCAUCUACCUCGUAAUGCAGCAGAAGCCAAGCGUUUUUUAAAAAUCUUCCAGUGACUGGGACUCCCAAUGCCUAAUUUAUAGCUAUGGAUUUCCAUUCAGCUUUCUGAUAAUCUAAGGCAUGAAAAUCGGAAAGCACAAGCUGUUGGUCUGAAUGCAUAUUGCACAUGAUAACAUCUUAAAUAGGCAUCAGAUGCUUGAUCAUAGCAAUUAACAACAGUAAGAAGAAUUGUUUUCAAUCCUGAAAUAUAUUUCCAUUUCUUAUUUUUAGGAAGUAUAACCUGUAUAUAACUUCUCCUGCUGCCAGAAUUUAAUUGGAUGAUCUAGAAACCAAUAUCCUAUCUGGGUGUUGGAAAUUAUGAUGGGGCAGAUUUCCCUCUAUUAUCAAUAAUUCAGACACACACACAGUUAUGGAUCCCUUGAAGCCAUUCAUUCCAAUUCCUGUCCUGCCCUGCUCAGUUACUAGAACCCAUGUGCAGUCAUGGGCUUGCAGCAUAGAGAGAAAUCAUUGUUUUCUCUGGUUACCAAAAGAACAUGAUUUUGCCAAACCGAUAGAGGGUGCCUCUCUAGGUGGGGGUCUGCUAGGAACUUGGGCACAUUUUGUUACUUCAAGAACUGUGGUCAGGUGAUCAUUAUCUAAAAUGCAAGCUGAACACCAGCAAAGGAGAUUAAUAUUUAAUUAUUUAUUCUUUGCCCUGCAACCUUAAUAGCUGAAGAUAUUUAAAAAUUAUUUUGAGUAAAGAAUGGCAUGUUGCCGCAUGCUGGUGGCAAUGUAUGUGGUUGACCUUGAAACCUUGAAACAUCUAGAGAAAAGAACAUGGACAAUUUUGUUGGGUGAUUGUUGUGAUUUUUUUGAAAUUUGCAUUGAAUAGUUAUAUUGGCAAGCCUCAGAUUAUUGUUGUUACCUUCUUGAGUCAUUGCUCUGUUCAGUGAAAUAGUUCAAUUCAUAACUCUUUAUUGCACGUGAAAACAAAUGUCCGUAUGUGUCAAAAAUAUCGAGAACCAUAGUAUUUUAGUCAUUCAUCUAGAAGAUCAGCUUGAAUUUAAUGGCUAUCCAACCAUUUUAGUCAAGUAUAGAUCCAAUAGUGCCUCUUGCAGAGCUUUAUAAAUGAAAUAUACAUUUCCUUCAUAGCAAUCUUUUUUUAAAAAAAACUCACCUGCCCUUUACUAUUUCUAUUUCCAGGGCAUGCCCUUCAGUUUGGCUAUUUCCAGGAUAAUUAAUAAUGAUAUGCAUGGAUAAAAUCAAUAACAUCAGUAAUGUUAUCAAAAUAUCUUUCACGGAUGAAUCCACAGGUUGAAAACAGAGACCACACUUCAAAUACUUGAGGGGCUUUCACACAGAAGAAGGCAAAGACUUGUUCUCUGCUGCAUCUGUAGCUGGGACAAGAUUGAAUGGCUUAAGUUAUAGGAGUAUUGCUUUAUUUGCAUGCAAAUAAGCCAAGAAUAGCAUCCACAUGUGAAAAAUCUUUAGAGUUGACUUGUGUUGUGGAAGGACUAGAGGUUGCUUUCAUUUUCUUUCAGGAAACCAUUUUUUUCCCUGUUGGCUAGUUCAUACAAGAGCCAUAAACAAGUCUCCAUAUGGCCAGAAGGGUCAUAGCUAAAUCUUCAGAGAAACCUCUUGAUGAUUAAGAGCAAUCCAGCAAUGGAAACAUAAAUUACCUUGAGGGGUGGUCACUUCUCCUUUGCUGGAGGUCUGGACAGCCAUUAGUGAAUGGUGCUUUAGCUGUGGGUUUCUUGCAUAGGGGGGUGGACUAAAAUACAGUAUUGUCCCCAAAGCUUGAAUUAUUCUCAACUGGAUAGCCUCCUCGCUGGUCAACUUUUCUCCAUAUCAAUUUAAAAGUUGCUCUGCAACCUUCUUGAUUUCAAGCAUGAGCAGACUGGUUCCUUUAUAGUUUUCAGUGGGGUCAUCUACUUCACUUUGUUCCAAAUGCAGAGCUUGGAAAAGUUACUUUUUUGAACUACAACUCCCAUCAGCCCAAUCCAGUGGCUAUGCUGGCUGGGGCUGAUGGGAGUUGUAGUUCAAAAAAGUAACUUUUCCAAGCUCUGUCCAUAUGUUCCUUAAUACUUAAGCCCUUCCUCUAAACUUAGUAAUCACAUAUGCACUUGAGAACAUGUAGAUUUGCUUGUUAAAUCAGCCCCACACAAAAAUAGAGGCUUUCAAAAAUGCUAGCUUGGAGGCCUUUGGUUUCAGCAUCCUAACCUGGCAACCUAAAUUUGACUUCCAGGACUUCUUCACUACAUUGCCCAGUAUUACUGGCACCUGUGUAUAGAAUGCCUACUGGCAGUUUUCUAGCACUCAUGCCUAUCAAUAUAUCUCAUUAUUUUCCCCAGGCAGGUAACUUACCAUCCAAUAAGCACACUUUUUAUUUCUUUUAUGUAUUCAUUGAAUAAAUUUAUAUCCUGCCUUUAGAAAAUCAAACAAGGAGAGGCUCAUAAUAUAAGCAAAUUUAUAACCAUAAUAAACAUUGUUUAAACCUAGAAAAUACACCAUAACAAUAAAAUGAACAAAUAGCAUAAAUGAAUCUAUCUUUCUCAUUACUGAGUUUCUAACAAGACAUUCAUGCCCUUGGUGCUACUCAUGCCCUUCACAAGGAAAGGAUAUCAGUUCAUGUGAGAGAUGGGACAAUCCCUUCUACCUUACUUCCCCCUUUUUUAGAAUGAUAUGACUGCUUUUCACAUGAUGAGGAUCUUAUUCUCUGCAACAGCACCAAAGCUGCCAUCAUAAUAUUGGGACUUAGCUUUGAUGCCAUUGAAGGUCUUCCAUUGGUACUUUUAAGCUUCUCAUUAGAGCUGAAGUGAAUAUUUGCAACUAUUUGAGAGUCAACACAUUUUCCAAUUUUGCUAUUCAAAUUCUGAUUCAGAGAUGUUUGCCUCAGUUCAAAAUUUGAUUGCUUUAGGCUCAUUUAAUGAACUUGUGAAUGUCAUAGACUAACGUACAUUAUCAAAUACAAUAUAUCUGUAGUCUUUGGGGGAAUCCUGGAUUUUUUGAAAAUCUAUCAGUUUUGAGAGACAGAUUGCCCUGUUACAGGAAUGGUGGGUGUUGUAGGGAAUAAAUUAAGGGUCAUGAGAGCCACUAAACACAGGUUCCUUGGCAGACAAGCUGAUGUGGAAAGUCCCCUGAAAGUAGAAAGUUUGAAAAUCACUUUAAUACUCCAGCCAUCAGUACUGUCAAGGGCUAAAUACAAUUAUGUAUGCAUUAUCAAAUACUACAAAAUAUCAAUUGAUAUUUCAUAAUUUUGAAUCAAAUACUAUUGUUUGUCAAGUACAAAUAUUAGAUAUUCAGAAAUUAUUCAAUAAAUUUGUCCAUAUAACUGAAUAUUUGGCAGCAAUAUUUGCCAAGGAGAAUUUGGGGGAUAAUUAGGGAAAACAAUACGAACUUCCGCUCUAGAGAACAAUACACAGUGUAUAUAAAGCUUUACUGCUUUCUAUUGUUCUGGCUCACGCUCAGGCCAGGUUUUUGCUGGAGCCAGAAAACUGGCUGAACUAUCCAUUCCACUUCAAGCUGCAGGUGGAAGCCCACUUCCAUACAAAUAAAUCCAAAUGGGAAAAUAGCAUAUCCAGGAGCAGGCAAGAUUAGAAAGCUUGUUUUGCUAUGCCUAAUUAUUUUUGUGGGAGUUUGAUACAGAAGAGCAUUCUGGUACAGACUGGAGUCUCCAGGUCCAGUCUAAAGUGAUACAGGUGGGAUGCAGGUUUACUGCCUCAGAUUUUAGGGUUCUCUGUGUUUAAAGAUAUACCCAAAUAUAUAUGGGAAGUUAGCUCACCCUGCUUUUAUCCUACCUUCUAUUGUUAACUUCAUUAAUUGGAAGCAGCUUCCAAAAAGAAAUUAUUGGAAGCAACAGCUAUCCUCCCCUAAACGUGUAGUGCCAGCUCAGUCCACCCAAGCCUCUCCUGACUGAUUCACCUACACAAUAGUCACAUUAUAUGAUAUCACAACAGUUGUGUGAGAACCAAUAGUCUGGUUUCAUUUCACUUACCAGCUCAAUCUCUAAAGGUGCAGCAUCUUGUGGGCAGGGAUCAAGUGUGUCUUUAUGAUGAAAUAAUUGCCUGGCCAGGAUUGGGGGGAAGAAUCAGGGGGGAAGAACUUAGGUGAUUAAUUACACUCAUGGGUGGGCAAAAGGCCCAGCAGCAUAGAGGUGGGGCCAAUCAAACAAGUCCCACCAGAUCACCACCCACGAAAGGUGAUUACAUGGGAAAGGCCAACAUACUUCACCCCUGUAAUGUUUCACUUUUCAUAGUUUGUUAUAAUCAGUAGAACAGGUAAAGUUUGGAAGAUGUCUAUAAAUUUGGUAUGAAGAAAAAGGGAGUGAGUUAGAAUGUUAAGAAAUGCUGUGUGCUGAUUCCUGAAUAUAACUGGGAAGACUGAGGAGGGAGUGGUUAGAUGGGUAAAACAGCCAAGAUUAUACUUUUAUUCUCUGGGGAAAUUGAGGAAAGAAUAAGAAAAAUGAAACCAGUAAUCUUUAUCUUGCAACCACCUGAUUCCAGAACCUGAAUAUAGAGUAAACUUGUUUAUAUUUCUUACAUCUGUUAAAUAAAUAAACUUCAUUUAUUUUUAACAUACCUGAUCCUUGGUCUAGUUAGCAAAUAGGACAAGUUUAACUGUGACUAUACAUAGCUCUACAGUAGAUUGACAUAAGGCAAAUAAGAGCAGAAAUGAUUAUUAGUGGUGGCAGCGAGAUUCCCAUCAAAACAACAACCCAUAGCUGAGAUCUUUACAGACUAUAAAGUAUCCAGAAGGGUUGAGGCUUUUUGGUGCCAAGACAGUUUGUAAGCAAGUCUGCGGGGUGGGGAAGAAAAUAAGGACCCUAGCAACAGCUUUACUUAAUUUGAUGUGUGAAAUUAGAAUCUCUACUUGUGCCUAGUAGUGUAGUGGCAAAUUUAGAAGUCCAGGGUUCCUUUAUGAGUCAUCAGGAUUGGCCUCACAGGCCAAAUUUGAUAGAUGACUAGGAGCACCCGCCUGUCAAUCACAUGACAUUAUUAUCCAACCUACUGAUCAAUUGGUGGGAUGGCUCCCAUGACUGGAAUACAGCAACUGAAGGAUACAACUUGUUCAAGAAGAACAGAAGGAAUAAAAAGGGAGGUGGAGUUGCGCUAUAUGUUAAAAAUAUAUAUCCUUGCACAGAAAUACAGGAAGAUGAGCUUGGUAGCUCCACCAAGAGGAUCUGGAUUAAAAUUAAUGGGGCAAGUAAUAAAA
Molecule: messenger RNA, 10597 nt
Organism: Rhineura floridana
Lineage: Eukaryota; Metazoa; Chordata; Lepidosauria; Squamata; Rhineuridae
Gene: ERCC6
Product: ERCC excision repair 6, chromatin remodeling factor
Exons: 21
Coding region: 894-5291 (1465 amino acids)
Biological process (GO): transcription-coupled nucleotide-excision repair
Cellular component (GO): nucleus
Molecular function (GO): ATP-dependent chromatin remodeler activity; ATP binding
Source: RefSeq, a predicted model, not a curated record